Messenger RNA from Durusdinium trenchii, 973 nucleotides. The record is from the annotation of a GenBank genome assembly. NCBI's taxonomy places the organism in Eukaryota, Dinophyceae, Suessiales, Symbiodiniaceae.
CUCGAACCUACUAGCGAUGGCCUCCACAACUGCAGUAGAGUACUUGCAGCAUAGCUCUCAGUUCUCGGUCCUUUGUUUCUGCAAAGCGGUUCCAAAUGUCGAGCCUGGCGCAAGACGCAAAAGCUUUGAUGGAGCGAUUUCGAUCAAUGCCCACGGAAAAGAUAGGAUCCUUUUAUAAUUCAAUGGAUCCAGAGGCAUAUGACGAAAUGGUACGAAUGGUGAAUUGCACUGAGAGCGACCAUAUUCUUGCAAAGAUCCUUGAGCAACCUGGCCUUGAUGCUUCCAGUGAAAUUUAUGAUGUGGGUUGUGGAACAGGCCUCAUGGGCAGAUUGCUCCAUGAGCAGGGCUUUCGAGAGAUUGAUGGUAUGGAUGCCUCAGAGCAGUUUGUGUCAGAAGCCACGCGGCGUGGUCAUUAUCGCAGCUGCGAGUCCUUCUACUUGGGGGAGAGAAUGCUGCCAAGGGAGCGUUUGGGACGAUAUGACCUGGUGACUGCUCAUGGUGUUUGGGUGCCAAACCACAUGCCGGCUAAGGCGAUCACAGACUGUGUAAAUGCAUUGAAGGAGGGAGGCUAUCUCAUUACGGCCAUGCGCUCCUAUUUGUGGAAGAAAGGUGAGAAGCAUGGCUAUCGAGAUAUGGUGGAUAUGAUGAUUGAACAGGGGAAGCUCCAACUUCUAGAGACGGGACACUUCAUGCGAGGAGUGGAGGGCGGGGAUGCCAUGUUUGCGCCACAAGAGUCGAUCUACUUGGUUGCCCGAAGGGUCCCCACUCCAGACAGAGGAGAGCUGCCGAAAGGGUAGCUUCACCUUGGAAGCGUUUAAAGUCGUCCCUCUUCUAAGAUACCAAGCUUAUCCAAGCAAGUGGCUGGCCAAAGAGCCAAAAAGCAUCCGUGCAGCGGAAAAAGAAACAACAACACCGGUGAAGGAACCACAUGAGUUCUUCAAAUCAGGCAGAAAUCAACUGGACAAAGACCGAA